Messenger RNA from Belonocnema kinseyi, 3071 nucleotides. Its product is annotated as protein ABHD18. The transcript is spliced from 9 exons. The record is from RefSeq and is a predicted model, not a curated record. NCBI's taxonomy places the organism in Eukaryota, Metazoa, Arthropoda, Insecta, Hymenoptera, Cynipidae. Bases 305 to 1750 code for a protein of 481 amino acids.
ACCGUGUAACCACGUCCGACCAUGUCUAACUUUGUAUAUCUGGCAUGACUGGAAUUGUAUUGUGAAAUUGUUUGCUCCCCAAAACAGAACAACAUUGUAUAUUCGCUAUUUGACCUGUUCAAAAUAAAACUAAAUAGGCAUGAAUCGAAGCACUGCACGUAUGUUAUUAUCUAUAAACGUCACGGUCGCCACGAAUUCCCAGUGUCGGACAAUGUUAAAUUUCGUUUGCGUUCUCCCCGUCACCGAUUUUUGUAAAUGAGGAUUUACGCGACGUCAGUCGUGUUGAUUCUUUAAGGAUAAAACGAUGCCCGCAAGUCGUCUCGAUGCCAUCUACAGGAGUAUUUUACUCACUAAAUUUUUCACGAAAGGCUGGGGCAAUCCUGAAAAUUUACGAAGGAUAUUUGAAUUUAGGAAAAUCGUAGCAAAUCGAGAGGCUUGUUACAACCUGAUUCCUUCUGAUUACCCAGUUACGGUUACUAAGCAGGACGAACAAUGGUCCGAUUGCCAUAUCGUGGAAGGACAAUUCGAAUCACCUUUCGAACAUCAUUUGCCUGGAAUAAUGCCGGAAGAGACCAAAAUUGCCCAUUUUCAAAUGAUAUUACCUAGGAAAUGGAGUUCGCAUAAAAUCAAACCUAUCUGCUUACAUCUUGCUGGCACGGGUGAUCACUUUUUUUGGCGAAGAAGAAAUCUGAUUGCGAAACCGCUGUUGAAAGAAUCAGGAAUUGGGUCAAUCCUUUUAGAGAAUCCUUUUUACGGAUUACGAAAGCCAAAAGACCAAAUCCGUUCCAGUUUGCACAACGUGUCUGACAUUUUUAUCAUGGGAGGCUGCUUGAUAUUGGAAUCUAUCGUUUUACUCAAUUGGUGCGAACAACAAGGAUACAGUCCUCUUGGAUUAACAGGCCUUUCUAUGGGAGGACACAUGGCUUCACUCGCUGCAACAAAUUGGCCCAAACCGAUUCCGUUAAUUCCUUGUCUUUCGUGGUCAACGGCAUCUCCAGUUUUUACUGAAGGCGUAAUGAGCGCCUCUAUAAAUUGGGCGCUACUUGAGUCUCAGUACUUUGGUAAUAAAAUGUACCAGAACGAUCUCGCUAAAAUGGUUAGAAUAAUCGAUCAAGACGAUGCUUUUUUGGCGGGUCAGCAUUUUGCGAAACAUUACCCAGACAGUAUGACGCGACUAGAUCGAAUAAAAGUGGAAUCGAAGAAGAGAAAUGAGGAAUUAAAGACUAGUAAAGACUCUAGUAAAUUAAAUAACUGUGACAAUACUCACAAAGCGAGUGCUAACACAAUUCGAAAAAUAAAAGUGGAAAAUGGAAAGAUGGCAGAGGAAGAAGCCGCUGCAGAUCUUUUCUCUUUAAAUCUGAUCUCGAACCGAUUUAAAAGCCCUAAUUUGAAUUCCUGGAAGGGGGUGUGCUUAUUUCCUGUGUCGAAACACCCCCUAUUUUCAGACAGUAAGUGGCGGGAGCAUGAGGCAUUGCAAUUUAUGAGAGGAAUAAUGGACGAAUGUACGCAUCUCAGGAAUUUUGAGACUCCCGUGGACACAGAAUUGAUAAUUGCAGUAUGUGCCAGAAACGACGCUUAUGUCCCUCGAGAAGGAUGCAUGAGCCUGGAAGAAAUUUGGCCGGGUGCAGAGGUUCGAUAUAUCGAUGCCGGCCACAUUAGUGCCUACCUCUUACAUCAGAAAUUAUUUAGGUCGACAAUUGCUGAAGCCUUCCAACGAUCUUUAAAAAAAUAUCCGAUUGACAAAAGUUAAUGAAGCGUACUUGCUUCUCAGAAGAAAUCAAUUUUAGAAAAGGAACUCUUUCAUUCACUGCAGCGGAGUUUAGUGGAAUUUCUCAAUUUUUGUCUCUAUUUUUAAUAAAGUUUUGUUAAUAAAAUAUUUAAGAAGCAAAAAGCGGUAAACAAUUUAAAACUAGUUUCGAAGGUGAACACCUAUUUUCAAUCAUGAAACUGCCUCAAAUGUACAAUAAUGAUUGUUACCUUGUUUUGUAAUCAGUUAAUAUAUAAUUGUAUGAUUUCAAUGAUGAAGUCAGUCAAGGUAGUUCUGAUUGAAAACCUGUUUUUUAUUUCUGAAAAUUUAUCGUAAUACGGUUAUGGUUUACUAAUUUAAUAGUGACCAUAAGAUACGAUUUUUCUAAAGAUUUAAAAAGUGUAGUUCGUUUGAGGUCACAUAAAAUCGCACAAAUUGAAAAUCAAACUUUGAAUACAUUUGAAGGGUACCCGGUCUAAAUCUGUUAACUGACAUUUCAGAAAUUUUACACGGCGAAGUAAAAUCGUUGUUAUUUGAGCGUUAUAUGACAAGUGAAAGUUCUUCAUAUGUUAUAUACAAGGGUUCCAGCGCUUUAAACCUGUUAUCUGCAGUGUUCUACCGCUGAUUUUGCAUUGUUUUUUCCGAGCUCGUAUUCUUCUAUGUUGUUUGUCAAGCUGCGGAAAAGUUUUAUAUGUCAAAAUGUUUGGAAUCGCAUGCCGAAUAUAGAUGUGAUUGUAGAAAUUUCGAAAAGUUUAUUACAAAAAUUUCCUGACAGUAAUCGAGACGCGUCGCUCACCUUUGUCUUUACAGUAAUUUUUAGACGACAACAUCGACGCUGACGUGAGAAUAGCCACAAAUAACUUUCGACACACACGCACACACUUAGUUGCACACACACUCACAUGUGUCUCAUUGGCCUAUUCUGCGAGUAAACUGAGCCGAUUUGAGAAAAAACACGUAUUUCACAUAAGACACCAUAAGUAGUUAACAGGUUUAGAUCGCGAACCCUUCAGUUUUAAAGUAACUGACAAAUGUAAAAUCAAGUCUCGUGAUUUAAAGAUCAAUCUGAUCAUUCAUGUUAAUAUAAGAAACCUUAAAUUUUCAACAGUUUUCAAAAUGUUUUCAUUUUUGCAAUUUCAAGUUAACGAUCUUGUGGCCUUGAUCGAUCUUCAAUAAUAAAUAUUUUUGAUACACUUUUUUCAGAACUAUCAUAAUACACAUUAUUGAGAUUUAGGACUUUAUACCCUUGUAGCAAAGAAUUUUUUAACGAGUGUAUAUAUAAAAUCUGUUAUGAGCAAAAUAUAAUAAUUUAAUUUCACGAAAA